Penicillium salamii is the source of this 1494-nucleotide messenger RNA. The record is from the annotation of a GenBank genome assembly. Lineage: Eukaryota; Fungi; Ascomycota; Eurotiomycetes; Eurotiales; Aspergillaceae.
AUGGCUGCAAAGGAGACGGAACCAUUUGAACCCAAAACUCUGAGCCAAGCAAAAAACGACGCAAGCUGGGUGGACUGGGAAAGAGCCAUGCUUGAGGAAGUGAAUUCACUCCACCAAAAUCACACGUGGGAGCUUGUGGGUCCUCCCAAAGAUCGGCGGGUGCUCAGCGGUAAAUGGGUCUUCAAACUCAAGCGCGGGCCGCAUGGCGAAAUCAUCCGCCACAAAAGCCGAUGGGUAGUGAGAGGAUUCACACAAGAAGAAGGAAUUGACUAUGAUGAAACUUUCGCAUCGGUUGUCAAGCCAAUGAGCUACAAGGCUCUCUUCGCCAUCGGAGCGGCCCUGGACUUGGAGAUUGAACAAAUGGAUGUCAAAACCGCAUUCUUGUACGGAGAUAUCGACCACGAGAUCUACGUCGAACAGCCCCACCACAUGACGAACGGCACGCCAAGGACCCUGACAAACUUCCUUCGCAGCCUUGGCUUCGAGCCAAUCACCGCCGAUCUCGGUAUCUUCGUCCGGAGCAGUGUGUACAUCGCAGUAUACGUUGAUGAUAUCCUGAUCGUGGGUCCGAGUAUCGCUGAGAUCAAGAGGAUCAAGCGGAGCCUGAGAAACCGGUUUCAGAUGACGGACCUGGGGCCAUGCAGCUACUAUCUCGGGGUGUCCAUCCAGCGAGACCGUCAAAACAGGAGACUGCUCCUAAGCCAAGAGGCAUACAUUGACAAUAUCGCUCAUCAACUUGGAAUUGACAACUGCGCCCCCGUCAGUACGCCGAUCGAAACCUCACCACUUCCGGAAAAUAGUCCAGACUACACCUGCACUCCAGAUCAAAGGACGUCUUACCAACGCAUUGUCGGCUCACUAAUGUACAUCAUGCUUGGAACCAGGGGGGACAUCGCCUAUGCGGUCUCUGUCGCUAGCAGAUCUCUCUCAAACCCUGGGCCCCAGCACAUGAAACUGGCCCGUCGCAUCCUGCGGUACCUCAAAGGAACAAAGAACCUCAGACUCACCUACCAAGGUCAGCUUCAGACCCUGAGAGGCUUCACAGAUGCGGAUUGGGGAGGAUGUCGCGCCACGAAACGAUCCACAGCUGGCUAUCUCUUCAACAUUGGAAGCGGGGCAAUCAGUUGGCAAUCGAAACGCCAGGGCGUUGUUGCCCUUUCAACCUGCGAAGCCGAGUUUCUAGGGCAAACGCAAGCCACCAAAGAAGCCGUCUGGCUGAGAAGACUUCUCAAUGAAUUGAAUAUGGAUCAAGGAACAACCGCCACGAUCAUCUGCGGUGAUAACCAGGGUGCCAUCGCUCUUGCUUCAAAUCCACAAUACCACUCCCGCACAAAACAUAUGGAAAUCCAACGCAAAUGGCAGGGAGAGAUCCAAGAUAGCGGAGGAGUGCAGCUUGACUAUGUCCCAACCACAGAACAGAUUGCUGAUGGUUUUACCAAACCUUUGACUCGGCAAAGAUUUGAGUGGUUUCGAAGAGAACUCGGCAUCGAGUAA